This is a messenger RNA of Aspergillus pseudotamarii, 1239 nucleotides long. RefSeq names its product putative C2H2 finger domain protein. The record is from RefSeq and is a predicted model, not a curated record. Gene Ontology annotation, biological process: regulation of transcription by RNA polymerase II. Gene Ontology annotation, cellular component: nucleus. Lineage: Eukaryota; Fungi; Ascomycota; Eurotiomycetes; Eurotiales; Aspergillaceae. Bases 1 to 1239 code for a protein of 412 amino acids. The transcript is spliced from 3 exons.
AUGGCAGAAAAGACAACCUCUAAGGUGAAGUGCACCUACGCCGGCUGCAAACUAGUCUUCAAUUCAGAAAAGGCCAUGAAGCAACACAAGACCUUUGACUCUGAGCACGAGUAUUGCACCCAGUGUGACGAAGACUUUGAAGACGAGGAGCGCCUUCUCAUCCACAAGAUCAAAAGCGUCAAGCAUAUUGUCUGUCCCGUUUGUGGCAUCGAGUUUCGCAGCGAUGGUGGUCGCAAUUCCCAUAUUCGUCAGAACCACCACUCUAUGCAGAUUAUCCCUUGCCACGGUUGUAAGGCUACUUUCAAAUCCGCCAGCGGCCUGAUGAGCCAUAUUGAGAAGGACGAAUGCCCCACCAUCCGCUAUGUUCAUCUCCUCCGGGAGCAGUCCAAGAAAAUGAUGAUCAGGGAGGCUCUAGGUGCUGGUGAGGGAAUAAAUCUGCCAAUUAUCCCUCCACAGGGCACCUUGGAGGAUACCGAAUACGAUGAUGCGGACGGUGGAGUUAUGCUUGAAACCGGUGAGGGGGCAAGUCAUGAAAUUUCGAAUAGGGAAGCUAUGAACAACCAGCCAAAGCCUGGUCAGGACGACCCCACUGCUAGUGUUUCGGCGAUGCUUGCUCUGAAGCACUGGCCGACUUUGGAUGGGAAGGCGUCCAAGGGAAAGAGUAUUGCUCCUAGUGACCUAUUGGCUUUCUCCGAAUUGAGCAUCGCGACAGGCAAAGACAGCAAGUCGUGGAAGGGGAAGGAGCCUGUCAGAUCUAGCUCCGAUGUUGUGUCGUCACAACGUCCAUUUGGUGUUGGAACAAUCCGCCCUGGAGACACACUGCGCAUGCUCGAUCGCGCAUGGGAUGCUACAAAGUUCUUUAAUUCAUUCACGGGCCAAUACGUCUGUCCCUGUAAGACGGGCUUUGCCACCAUGGCUGAAUUUGAGAACCAUGUCCUGAUGAAGAGUCGCAUGAUGGAGGAUAGACAGUGUCCCGGUUGUCUCCGCUUCUUCAAAACCACCGCUGCUUUGGUCGCGCAUCUCGAAUCGCCCAGCACUCGCUGCAGCCUCAGUGACGGUGAGAGAUACGGUCAGAUCUUCGAGGAAAUCACUGGCGGACUUAUUCAAACUGCGGGAUACACCGAAGAUGGGACGAUCAAGUACGAAGCUGGCAAGUUGGAAAUAACCGAUAGCUCCGAACCUGGUACUACCACCGUCGGUACGGACCUGCGUCUGCGUCCUCAGCGCCGGGAGUUCUAG